AAAAUUCACGAGCCACGGAACCGUAUAAAACUUUACUACACUCUGCACUCGUCAUUCAUUUUAUCUGAACUCAGAGAAGAUGGCACGUACCAAGCAGACUGCAAGAAAAUCUACAGGAGGCAAGGCCCCACGAAAACAGCUGGCUACCAAGGCAGCCCGUAAGAGCGCACCAGCCACAGGUGGCGUUAAGAAACCUCACAGGUACAGGCCAGGAACUGUCGCUCUCCGUGAGAUCAGGAGAUACCAGAAGAGCACCGAAUUGCUCAUCAGGAAACUCCCAUUCCAGCGCCUUGUCCGUGAAAUCGCUCAAGAUUUCAAGACCGAUCUGCGUUUCCAGAGCUCAGCCGUCAUGGCCCUCCAGGAAGCCAGUGAGGCCUACCUCGUCGGGCUCUUUGAGGAUACCAACUUGUGUGCUAUCCACGCCAAGAGAGUGACCAUCAUGCCAAAGGACAUCCAGCUUGCCAGACGUAUCCGUGGCGAGAGAGCCUAAGCCUUUUCUUGUCUCAGACAAAACACAAACGGCCGUUUUCACGGCCACCAAUAUCUUUAGAAAAGAUGCCUUCAUGCAAAGUUGAGAAACGUACGUAACAAUAUAAAACACAGGGUAAAUCUACUUCAGGUUUCGGCUAGAAACCUAUGAACAACAUCAAGGGAUUACUAAGGAAAUAUUCAAUCAACAUUAUAUUUAUUGCAAGUCGGGAAAUGCACAGA
Molecule: messenger RNA, 711 nt
Organism: Saccostrea cuccullata (small rock oyster)
Lineage: Eukaryota; Metazoa; Mollusca; Bivalvia; Ostreida; Ostreidae
Product: histone H3
Exons: 1
Coding region: 80-490 (136 amino acids)
Cellular component (GO): nucleosome
Molecular function (GO): protein heterodimerization activity; DNA binding; structural constituent of chromatin
Source: RefSeq, a predicted model, not a curated record